Molecule: messenger RNA, 297 nt
Organism: Loa loa (African eye worm)
Lineage: Eukaryota; Metazoa; Nematoda; Chromadorea; Rhabditida; Onchocercidae
Exons: 1
Source: RefSeq, a predicted model, not a curated record
UUAGAGGCGGAUAUUCAAUUUGUUGCACCGGCACAACGUGAAAUUGACGCUUACGUGAUGAAUGGCAUACCUGUUUAUGCAUAUUCAUUUAAUUAUUUCCCAAAAUCAGCAAUUUAUGAGGAAGAACAAAAGAAAUAUAGCAUUUUUGGCCAGGAAACAUUGAAAGUGAAACGGAAAGAACUUCAAAUACGACGUUUGAAUUUUACUUUAAAAAAAAAGUUACUCUCAGAAAUAGCAAGAGAAAUAUAUCCGAGAUAUCGCAAAUGUUUAAUAUUAAUAACUUGUUUUUGUAUCUGA